AAAGUCACUGUCACUCGCAGAGUAACGGUGGUAAGGAAACAGUGUGACCUGCAGCGGCUUCGAUUUGUGUCAGUCACACGGCGGCAACUGACCCACCAUGAGAGUUUUAAUAGGAGGAGGAUCUGGCUUUGUAGGCCGUGAACUGACUCGCAUGCUCAGGGACAAGGGUCAUGAGGUCACAGUGAUAUCUCGCAAGCCUGGUCCAGGGAAGAUAACAUGGGGUGAGUUAGAGUCUCAUGGCCUCCCACCAUGUGAGGGCGCUGUCAACCUGGCUGGAGAGAAUCUGAUGAACCCACUACGAUGGUGGAAUGAAAGCUAUAAAAAGGAUUUGUUCUCCAGUCGUAUCGACACUACAAAAACUUUGGCUCAAGCCAUUGCUACCUCCUCCAGUCCCCCUCACUCCUGGGUUCUGGUUUCAGGUGUGGCUUGUUACAGGCCCAGUCUGACAGCUGAGUAUACAGAAGACAGUGACUGGACGCCAUUUGACCUCCUCUCCAAACUUGUGAAAGAGUGGGAGGCUUCUGCACUUCUUCCUGAAAAUGUGACUAAAACCACCAAACAAGUCGUCAUCAGGCCUGGGGCAGUAUUGGGCCGUGAUGGUGGUGCCAUGAAGCAAAUGCUGCUCCCCUUUUGGCUUGGCCUUGGUGGCACUCUGGGGUCAGGAAGACAGCCGUUCCCCUGGAUCCACGUCUCUGACCUGGCAGGAAUUAUUUCCCAUGCCCUGGAGCCCUCUGCCGACACUCCCUCGCCAGCACCACAAGUGUUAAACGGAGUUGCACCUGCGCUGAACACCAACUAUGAGUUCACUAAAGAACUGGGCCGGCUCCUGAGGAGGCCCACUAUUUUUCCUGUGCCUAGCUUUGUCAUGAACAGCCUACUGGGCUCUGAGAGGGCCGUGGUCCUCACACAGGGCCAGAAAGUCAUACCAAAGAGGACUCAAGAGGCCGGAUAUGAGUACAAGUACCCAGACUUGACCUCAGCCCUGAAAGAGAUUGUUGGGAGUUGAAAGCUGACCUUAAAUAUUCUGUGAUUGUGUGUUUGUAUUUAAUGAAUUACAAUAAUCAGAACUCAAGAUCUCAAAUGGGUCUGAGCACUGCUUGAAAUAUCACGUAAGACCAGUUUAUGAAUGCGGUUUACUGAGAGUCAGAUAGAAUCAAUGGAAGUGAAUACAGGUGUGUACAUCUAGGUUGCACUGGGAUCUGAUCUGAUCUUCAGUCAUUGAUGGACUUCAUAGCAUAACAAAAAUGGCAAAUGAGUAAAAUUUCAAGGUCCACAUCAAGAUGAUCCACUUCUCUCAAUGACCACAGAUGUAUAUAUAACAGGGAUGAUGUUUUUCCAGAUUGUUAAUUUUUACCUGAAGCACUAAAACAAGCAAGAGGAAAUGUCCUAUCAUCCAUUUUGUGACUUUUCAAAUAUCACAUUACUGUCCAAAUUGCAGCAUGCUUGUUACAUGAAGUGAACUAUGAUUUUGUUGAAGGUGGUGCACAAUAAAGCUGGGUAAAGUACUUUCGUUGUGACAUUUUAUCGAAGUUAUCAAAGGUUGUUAAAUGACUCGGUAACAACUCCAGUAAGGAAACAAAGUUCUGCUGAAUGAAAAACUAGUGAGUUCUUUGUCAACAGGCUUAUCUGAGUUUUAGGGUGUCUCCAUUGUUUCAAAAGUCUAAAGAAUGCGUCUCUUCCUGGCCGAAUAAUCACUCUGAGUCACUCUGGACGUCGUCAUCGACUCUUUGAAUCACUGGCAGUUGAUCUCCCCAGUCGCUGGUCCGGGC
This is a messenger RNA of Plectropomus leopardus (leopard coralgrouper), 1769 nucleotides long. It is a transcript of the gene sdr39u1, whose product is annotated as short chain dehydrogenase/reductase family 39U, member 1. Lineage: Eukaryota; Metazoa; Chordata; Actinopteri; Perciformes; Serranidae. The record is from RefSeq and is a predicted model, not a curated record.